Rotaria socialis is the source of this 5883-nucleotide messenger RNA. The record is from the annotation of a GenBank genome assembly. Lineage: Eukaryota; Metazoa; Rotifera; Eurotatoria; Philodinida; Philodinidae.
AUGACCUCAACUUAUGAUCAUCAUGAUCCGGAGGUGGUAGAAGCAAUGAAAUUUCUGGUUCUCCCACCAGAAGAAAAAAUCAAACUUCAGGCUCAACCAUUCGAUGGUAAAAAAGCAUGUUGGGCACCUGAUGCAAAAGAGUCUUAUGUUGCUGGUGAAAUUGUGAGUACAAAAGGUGAUGAUGUAACAAUAAAAACUGCCAAGGGAGAGACUGUUACAGUAAAAAAAGAUAAUGUUCAACAGAUGAAUCCACCAAAGUAUUCAUGCACUGAUGAUAUGGCUGAUUUAACCUAUUUAAACGAUGGCUCAGUUUUGGCUAAUUUACGCGAUCGUUAUGCACGUUGGCUCAUCUAUACAUAUUCAGGUCUAUUUUGCGUCGUCAUUAAUCCAUACAAACGCUUGCCAAUUUAUACAAUGAAAGUAGUUAUGAUGUAUCGUGGCAAGAAGCGCACUGAAGUUGCACCACAUCUGUAUGCCAUUGCUGAUAAUGCUUAUUCGAACAUGCUUCGUGAUCGUGAAAAUCAAUCUAUGUUGAUUACUGGUGAAUCAGGUGCUGGCAAAACAGAAAAUACAAAGAAAGUUAUUCAAUAUUUCGCUUUGGUAGCUGCUGCUAGUGUAAAGAAAGACGAUAGCGCCAAGAAAACAAUGACUCUUGAAGAUCAAAUUAUUUCAGCUAAUCCGGCUUUGGAGGCUUAUGGUAAUGCAAAAACAACUCGAAACAAUAAUUCUUCUCGUUUUGGAAAAUUUAUUCGUAUUCACUUUGGUCCUACAGGAAAAAUUGCAGGUGCUGAUAUUGAAGUAUAUCUACUCGAGAAAUCUCGUGUCAUCUUUCAGCAACCAGCUGAACGCAACUAUCAUAUUUUUUAUCAAAUGUGCUCCACUGCAUUUCCGGAAAUGCACAAACUAUGUCUUAUUCAAACUGAUCCAUUAAAAUAUCAGUUUGUAUCCCAAGGUAUGGUUGUCAUUGAUGGUGUAGAUGAUGCUGAAGAAAUGCGUAUCACCGAUGAGGCUUUUGAUACACUUGGCUUUACAACGGAAGAAAAGAAUAGUAUGUACAAGUGUACAGCUGCCAUUAUGCACUUUGGUAAUUCACAAUGGAAACAGCGACCUCGGGAAGAGCAAGCAGAAGCUGAAACUACAGAAGACUGUGAAAAGGUUGCGCAUUUACUUGAGGUCGAUGCUGCGGAACUUAUUAAAGGUUUACUUAAACCUCGUAUCAAGGUUGGUAACGAAUUCGUCAAUAAAGGUCAAAAUAAAGAUCAAGUUGUGAACUCAAUCGGUGCUUUAUCCAAAUCGAUUUACCAUCGAAUGUUUUGCUGGUUAGUCGAGCGUGUUAACACAACUCUCGAUGUCAAAGCUAAACGACAAUAUUUUAUUGGUGUGCUCGAUAUUGCUGGUUUUGAAAUUUUUAACUACAAUGGUUUCGAACAAUUAUGUAUUAAUUAUACUAAUGAACGUCUUCAACAAUUCUUCAAUCAUCAUAUGUUCGUAUUAGAACAAGAAGAAUACAAAAGAGAAGGUAUCCAAUGGGAAUUUAUCGAUUUCGGUAUGGAUCUUCAAGCUUGUAUUGAUUUGAUCGAAAAGCCUAUGGGUAUUCUUUCGAUUCUGGAAGAAGAAUGUAUCGUACCAAAGGCUACAGAUAAGACAUUCGUCGAAAAACUUUACAAUAAUCAUUUAGGAAAACAUCCACAAUUCGGUAAACCCAAACCUGCAAAAGGUAAAGCAGAAGCACAUUUUGAAAUUCAUCAUUAUGCUGGUUCUGUCCCAUACACUGCUACCGGAUGGCUUGAAAAGAACAAAGAUCCUAUUAACACUACUGUUGCUACUCUCUUUGCUAAAUCUAAAAGCACAAUGUUGGCUCAUCUCUUUGCUGAUGUUAUUGAAGAAGAAGGUGGUGGUGGUGGUAAAGCAGGAGCCAAGAAGAAGGGUGGAAGUAUGCAAACUAUUUCAGCUACUCAUCGUGAAUCACUCCAUAAAUUGAUGACUAAUUUGAAAUCAACUCAUCCUCAUUUUGUUCGUUGUAUUAUUCCGAAUGAAAUCAAAACAGGAGGCGUUCUUGAUUCACAUUUGGUUAUGCAUCAACUUACAUGUAAUGGUGUACUUGAAGGUAUUCGUAUUUGUCGUAAAGGCUUUCCAAAUCGUAUAAUUUAUGCUGAAUUCAAACAACGUUAUUCUAUUUUGGCACCCAAUGCCAUUCCCAAAGGAUUUGUUGACGCUAAGAAGGCAACUGAAAGCAUUCUCAAAGAUGUAGCUUUAUCUGAAGAACUAUACCGAUUAGGUAGCACUAAAGUCUUCUUCAAGGCUGGAACAUUAGGUCAUCUUGAAGAUUUACGUGAUCAAGCAUUGUCAAGAAUCAUUGCUCGAUUACAAAGUCAAGUUCGUGGUUACAUUAUGAAAAGAGAGUACAAGAAAAUGUUGGAACAACGUUUAGCUCUGUCUGUCUUACAACGUAAUAUUCGUAAAUAUUUGUCACUUCGCAACUGGGCAUGGUGGAAAUUAUAUACCAAAGUUAAGCCACUCUUGUCAGUAGCUCGACAAGAAGAUGAGUUGAAAAAACUCGAAGAUGAAUUUAAAGCACUCAAAGAACAAUUUGAAAAAGAAGAAAAAUUACGUAAAGAAACGGAAGAUAAUAAUUCAAAACUGAUUCGAGAGAAGAAUGAAAUUUAUCUUCAAUUGGAAACACAACGAAAUCUUAUGGGUGAUGCUGAAGAACGCUUAACUCGAUUAGUAACUCAAAAGUCUGAUCUCGAGCAACAAAUCAAAGAUGUAGAAGAACGAUUAAAUGAUGAAGAAUCUGCAUCUCAAGAAUUAAAUAAAAAGAAGAAGAAAUUAGAACAAGAUAUUGAAGGAAUGAAAAAAGAUAUUGAUGAUAUACGUUUAAGCCUUCAAAAAUCAGAAAACGAAUGCAAAACACGAGAUAAUCAAAUUCGUAUGUUACAAGAUGAAAUGGCACAACAAGAUGAGAGCAUUGCUAAAUUAACACGUGAACGUAAACGACUUGAAGAGCAAAAUACAAAAACAACCGAACAAUUACAAGCAGAAGAAGAUAAAGUUAAUCAUUUAAAUAAACUUAAAACAAAACUUGAACAAACGCUUGAUGAACUUGAAGAAAAUUUGGAACGCGAGAAAAAAAGUCGGGCCGAUCUUGACAAAUCUAAAAGAAAAGUCGAGACUGAUCUUAAAGCAGCACAAGGUAAUAUUGAAGAACUCGAACGAUCAAAACACGAUCUUGAAGAUACUCUCAAACGAAAAGAUCAAGAAAUUCAACAAGUCAAUAGCCGUCUAGAAACUGAACAAAGUCAAGCAACUAGUCUUAGCAAGAAAAUUAAAGAAUUACAAGCACGUGUCGAAGAAGUUGAAGAAGAACUUGACAAUGAACGUCAAUCACGUGCCAAAACCGAGAAACAACGAGCAGAUUUAGCACGAGAAAUUGAUGAAAUGCGUGAACGUUUAGAUGAUGCUGGUGGAGCAACUUCAUCACAAGUUGAAAUGAAUAAAAAACGAGAAGCAGAAUUGGCUAAACUUCGUCGUGAUUUAGAAGAAGCUAAUCUUCAACAUGAAGCUACUGCAGCACAACUUCGUAAGAAACAUCAAGAUGCAGUUACUGAAAUGGGUGAACAAAUUGAUCAACUUCAAAAAACCAAAAAUAAAUUAGAAAAAGAAAAAAUGACAGUUAAAUCUGAAUUAGAUGAUUUACGAUCACAAGUUGAUCACAUACAAAAGGGUAGAGGUGCCGCUGAAAAACUUUCCAAACAACUUGAACAACAAUUGAGUGAAAUGCACGUUAAAGUUGAUGAUCAUACAAAGCAAAUGCAUGAAGUUAAUCAACAAAAAUCAAAAUUAGCCAGUGAAAAUUCUGAAUUAUCUAGACAACUUGAAGAUUUUGAACAUCAAGUAAGUGCUCUUACAAAAACUAAAAUACAAUUACAACAACAAUUGGGUGAAGCCCAACGCAUAAUCGAUGAAGAAUUACGUGGUAAAGGUUCUAUUGCUUCUCAAUUGCGUAACUUAACGGCUGAUCUUGAUCAAGCACGUGAGCAACUCGAAGAAGAACAAGAGGGUAAAGUUGAACUGCAACGACAAGUAACUAAACUCAGUACUGAAGUUCAACAAUGGCGAUCACGUUAUGAAUCUGAAGGUAUGGCUCGUGCUGAAGAACUUGAAGAAGCAAAACGUAAAUUAGCAGCCAAAUUAUCAGAAGCUGAAGAACAAGUUGAAGCAGCUUUAUCAAAAUGUAAUGCAUUAGAGAAAGUCAAAGCUCGUUUACAAGGUGAAGUCGAAGAUUUGAUGGUUGAUGUCGAACGUGCUAAUGCUAAUGCUUCAACUAUGGAUAAAAAACAAAAACAAUUUGAUAAACUUAUUAAUGAAUGGAAACAAAAAUGUGAAGAUAUUACAGUCGAAUUGGAGACUUCACAAAAAGAAGCACGUCAAUUCUCAACAGAAUUAUUCAAAAUUAGAGGCCAAUACGAAGAGUCACACGAACAGAUUGAAGCUCUUCGUAAAGAAAAUAAAAAUUUGGCUGAUGAAAUUAAGGAUCUUACUGAUCAAUUGUCCGAUGGCGGAAAGGGAUUACACGAAAUAGACAAAGCUCGCAAACGUGCUGAAUUAGAAAAGGAAGAAAUUCAACUUGCACUGGAAGAAGCUGAAUCAGCACUCGAACAGGAAGAAGCUAAAGUACUUCGUUCUCAAAUGGAAUUGAGCACUAUUCGUCAAGAAAUUGACCGACGUAUUCAUGAAAAAGAGGAAGAAUUCGAAACUACUCGACGCAAUCAUGCACGUUCUAUCGAAUCAAUGCAAGCCAGUUUGGAAGCAGAAACCCGAGCGAAAGCCGAAGCUCUUAAGCAGAAAAAGAAACUCGAAUCAGACAUCAAUGAACUCGAAUCUGCAUUAGAUCAUUCAAAUCGUACAAAUACUGAUUUACAAAAAUCACUCAAAAGAUUACAACAAACAGUAGCUGAAUUACAAUCCCAAGUCGAGCAUGAACAACAACAACGUGAUGAAGCUCGUGAAGCAGCUGCAUCAGCUGAACGUCGCGCUAAUCUCAUCAUAGGCGAACUUGAAGAGUUACGAACAGCUUUAGAACAAGCUGAACGAGCACGUAAAGCUGCCGAAUGUGAAUUACAUGAAGCGGCUGAUCGAAUUAGUGAAGUCAGCACACACAAUGCUAAUUUAUCUUCACAACGACGACAACUUGAAUCAGCAGUAACUGCUAUGCAAUCCGAUUUGGAUGAAGCUGUAGCUGAAUUGAAAAAUGUCGAAGAACGCUGCAAGAGAGCUGAGGCAGAUACUACUCGGCUCGCUGAAGAAUUACGUAGAGAACAAGAGCAUUCAAUCAAUGUUGAACGACUACGAAAAGGUCUUGAACAACAAGUCAAAGAUCUCCAAACACGUCUCGAUGAAGCUGAAGGCAAUGUACUUAAAGGAGGCAAACGUAUCAUUGCUAAACUCGAACAACGUAUUCAUGAAUUAGAGAAUGAAAAUGAAAUGGAACAACAUCGUCAUCAAGAAACAAUCAAGGAAUUACGUAAGAACGACCGACGUUUGAAAGAACUUGUAUUCCAAAUUGAAGAAGAUCGCAAGAACCAAUUACGCUUACAAGAUCUCACAGAGAAAUUACAGAACAAAAUCAAAGUAUACAAACGUCAAGUUGAAGAAGCUGAAGAAAUUGCAGCACUUAAUCUAGCCAAAUAUCGAAAAGCUCAAGCAGAUCUCGAGGACUCAGCUGAACGUGCCGAUGUUGCUGAAAAUCAAUUGAGCAAAUUACGCGCUAAAAAUCGUUCGACAGUUAGUGCCAAUCGUACUACAUCAGCUGAUGAUUACCGUGAGUCAACUGCUGCACGAGCUGUCUCCAUGGUUCGCAGUAGCUCUGUUCGUCCACGUUAA